GGUGAUGGCGGCGGCCGAGGCACAGGCGAGCGCCGUGUGCUCAGGCAUGGCCGGGGCCGGGCUGGCGGCAGUCGGUGACGGGACUGCGGGCCCUGAUAUGGCCGGGGCUGGGGCGGCGGCCGAGGCCGAGGCUUCGGGCCCUGCGGUGGCUGAGGCGCCGCCGCCGCCGCUCCCGGGGCUGCAGCUGCUGCAGCAGGGCGCCGAGGCGCUCGUGUACCGGGGGCUCUUCCUCGGCCGUCCGGCGGUGGCCAAACUCCGCAUCCCGAAGCGGUACCGACACCCGGCGCUGGAGGAGCGGCUGAGCCGGCGGCGGACGGCGCAGGAGGCGCGGUCGCUGCUGCGGUGCCGGCGGGCAGGGAUUCCAGCUCCAGUGGUCUACUUUGUGGAUUAUGUCACCAACUCUGUCUAUCUUGAAGAUAUUGCAGACUCAGUUACUGUUCAGGAUCAUAUUAAUUCUGUACAACGGAAUGGAAAUGAUACCAGUAGCCUCCUUGUUUUAGGAGAGAAGAUGGGUGAGCUUUUGGCAAAAAUGCAUGAUGAAGAUCUUAUACAUGGAGAUCUUACAACUUCCAAUAUACUUAUGCGACCACCUAUGGAGAAGUUGGACUUGGUGCUGAUAGACUUUGGACUCAGUUUUGUUUCAGGUCUUCCAGAAGAUAAAGGAGUUGAUUUGUAUGUUCUGGAAAAAGCUUUCCUUAGCACUCAUCCAGAUACUGAAAUGAUGUUUAAAGCUCUGCUAAAGAGCUAUGCAGCUGCAUCUAAAAAGUCAGGUCCUGUGAUAAAGAAGCUGGAUGAAGUGCGACUGAGAGGAAGGAAGAGAUCCAUGGUCGGGUAGAAGGGAGUAGGCACUGGGGUUUGGAAGCAUUAGUGCUUAGGUUCUGAAAAUAUGGCUAUUUAUAUUUCUGGUUGGUUGUAUUUCAGAGAUCACUAUUUUGAUAACUGUGUCUUCAAAUAAAGUAAUUUGGAUGAGUU
Calypte anna (Anna's hummingbird) is the source of this 972-nucleotide messenger RNA. RefSeq names its product TP53 regulating kinase (gene TP53RK). Gene Ontology annotation, cellular component: nucleus; cytosol; EKC/KEOPS complex. Bases 5 to 835 code for a protein of 276 amino acids. Gene Ontology annotation, biological process: protein phosphorylation. The transcript has 2 exons. Lineage: Eukaryota; Metazoa; Chordata; Aves; Apodiformes; Trochilidae. The record is from RefSeq and is a predicted model, not a curated record. Gene Ontology annotation, molecular function: protein serine/threonine kinase activity; ATP binding.